Molecule: messenger RNA, 2328 nt
Organism: Coffea eugenioides
Lineage: Eukaryota; Viridiplantae; Streptophyta; Magnoliopsida; Gentianales; Rubiaceae
Product: RNA demethylase ALKBH10B
Exons: 7
Coding region: 334-2049 (571 amino acids)
Biological process (GO): mRNA catabolic process
Molecular function (GO): mRNA binding; demethylase activity
Source: RefSeq, a predicted model, not a curated record
CCCCCUAAAGGCCAAAACCAAACCCUCGCUUUCAUCUCCGCUUUUUCUCUUGGUACUGCUAUAUUAUACCCGCGCCAGCCAUAGUUCUGCUGCCAAACAUUUUCAUUAUUCCACUCAUUGCUAUUUUUGCUCCCUAUAAAACCCGAAAUAUAGGCCGACAGGUAGAUCAUUUCAGAGAUAAAUAUUACUACCAGCAUUCCUUUGAGCUUUAUAGUUUAAGAAUCAAUAAUAAUACAAAAAGAAAGGUGACUAGCUGAGACUACAGAGAGUAGUAGUAAACAAACACACACACACACACAAAAAAAAAAGAAAAAGAAAAAAGGCCAAUUGGAGAUGCCGCCGGCGGCCGGCGUAGUUGCACAGUCCGAUCGAGUACCGGUGGUGGGGCCAAUGGUGAUGCCCACAGUGAUGCAACCGGCUCCAGGGGUGAUGCCGGAGGCCUACGCUAAAGAUGCCAUCAUAGCCUGGUUCAGGGGAGAGUUCGCGGCUGCCAACGCCAUCAUUGAUGCCCUCUGCAGCCACCUGAAACAGCUGGAGGGAGGCGGGGGGUCGGAGUACGAGUCGGUGUUUGCGGCCAUCCACAGGCGGAGGCUGAACUGGAUCCCGAUUCUCCAGAUGCAGAAAUACUAUUCCAUUGCCGACGUGGCGCUGGAGCUCCGGAAAGUGGCCGCGACCAAGAUGAUGGAGAGGGAGCGAAUCGCGGGAGAGGCGGAGGCUAAGAAGAAGAAGAAGAAGAAGGACGCAGAAGAAGAGAUGAACAAGGUGGCGGCAGCGGCGGGGGAUAUCGCUAUACCGUUAAAAGAAAAGGCUGGUGAAAAUCCUGUUUCCGAGGAGGAGGAAACGAUAUCAAUCGGUGACGAAAAUGGAAACGGCGAGGUAGUAGGUGACGGACAAGAUUCUACCAAAGAUGAUUCUCUUGCUGAAAGUGAGAUUACCGAUGCAGGGUCUCAUGAAGUGCCGCCGUCACUAGAAAAUAGUGAUAUUUGUUCUCGUCAUGAAGAAUGUCAGGCACGUCGAGAGAAGAUUAAGAUUACGAAAGGAUUCGUAGCCAGGGAGCCAUUCAAAGGGCACAUGGUGAAUGUUGUGAGAGGACUGAAGUUGUAUGAAGACAUCUUUAAUGAUACUGAGCUCUCUAAGUUGAAUGACUUCGUGAAUGAAAUCCGGGUUGCUGGCCAGAAUGGUGAACUCUCAGGAGAGACCUUCAUUCUGUACAACCAGCAAAUGAAAGGAAACAAGAGAGAGAUGAUUCAGCUUGGGGUUCCAGUUUUUGGACAAAUAAACGAAGCUACAAGUAAAUGUCCAAAGAGCCAUAUUGAGCCAAUUCCAGCUCUUCUCCAAGGUGUUGUUGAUCACCUGAUUCAAUGGCAUAUUAUAUCAGAUAACAAAAGACCAAAUGGCUGCAUCAUCAACUUCUUUGAUGAGGGUGAAUACUCGCAGCCUUUCCUUAAACCGCCACAUCUGGACCAGCCAAUCUCCACCCUCCUCCUGUCGCAGUCAACAAUGGCUUUUGGUCGCACUCUCGUCAAUGGCAAUGAAGGCAACUAUAGAGGACCACUCAUGCUUCCUGUAAAAGAAGGGUCUUUAGUGGUCAUGAGAGCAAACAGUGCUGACGUUGCAAGACAUGUUAUGUGCUCAUCCCCAAACAAGAGGGUGAGCAUCACAUUCUUCAAAGUCCGCAUGGAGGAAGAAAGCACCUUAAUGCCAACGGCAUCCCCAACCAGUGCCAUGACUCUAUGGCAGCCAGGAGUUCCAACCCCACACCCAACAGCGAACGGAGUGCAUGCAGGCUUUGAGGCAAUGGACAUGAUUCCAAAGUGGGGUGCCUUGCGGACCCCGGUUGUGAUGUUAGCUCCCUUGCGUCCAAUGGUUGUGAGCCCCAGAAGGGUAUCACGCGGCGGUACAGGGGUUUUCCUGCCAUGGACUGUUGGAUCAAGAAGACCUGCCAAGCAUCUUCCUCCACGUGCCCAAAAGGGUCGGCUUCUAGCAUUGCCUUCUCCUGUUGAAGCAUGUAAAACGGAUACCAACUCUGAUCCACGCGUUAGUGUGUGAAUGGAAUUGGCUCAAAACGUAAAUCUGUUCAAGUGGUUUAUGUCAUGGUCUAAAUGAGCUAGUAUCUUGUAAAAUGAGGCUCUGGUGCUAAGGUAUUUGCACUCCUCAGGCUUUGAUGUUGCUUGUUAAUCGCUUCCUCAGCUGCGAAAUCAAUGUAGGCUCGAGAGUUAGUUUCAAGUGGUUUAGGUUGAAUAGUGACUGAAUUUUGUAUGCCCGUUAGCUAUUUAGAGCAUAGUUGGAAUUGUUCAUUACAUAUCAUUUCCUCCUCUUUUGGAACAA